UCCAUGUGGGGAUGAUUGGCGAGCUGAGCAACAAGCGUUCCAAAUCCUUCAACCACCGGCACCUCAAUUGCUUCACCUUCGUGCUGCAAUAUGUUGCCAAGCUGGACAACAGACCCCGAGACGCCGCUGCCUGAGGCGGCGGCGGCGACGCCCGAGGCGUUGCGCGGGUGGCGGCUGCGCGCGCCGCAGGAGAAUGACGCGGCGCUGCGCGCUUCCUUCAGCACCGUCCUCCGCGCCUCCGCCGCCCUCCCCCCCGACCGGCGCCUCGUCAUGUACGACGCCGACGACGGAGGCGAGAUCCGCAACCCUGAAGAGCGGCUGUUGCGGCUGCAACUCACCGGCGGACGCUACGACCUCCUCACAAACAAGUUCCCGCUCUUCCCAAAGCAUAUGCUGCUCGUCUCGGCGUCGCUCGUGCCGCAGCAGAUGACCCUGCCGCACCUCCGCUCCGUCGGCGAGCUCAUCCGCCCCUCCUCCUUCUGCGCCUACUUCAACUCGUGGUGCGCCUCCGCCUCGGUCAACCACUUCCACUGCCACGUCAUCGACGAGCUGCCGCCGGUUGCCAAGCUGGCCCUGGUCCCCGGCGCGGUGCUGGCGGGCGGCGUGGAGACACUCAGGCCGGACGGCUUUCCGGGGCACUGCUACGUGUACGGAUGGUCGCAGGUGGGGGAGGUUGGGGCCGCAGUCUGGGCCAUGCAAAAGGCGAACCAGCCUCACAACCUCCUCUUCUCGCCCAAGCACGUCUACGUCUGGCCAAAGCCGCUGCAGCGGCCCGCGCGGUCGUGGGACCUCUACCCAGAGACAGUGGGCGGGCCGGAGCUGCUCGGCUCCUUCACUGUCUACCUCCAGCCAGACUUCGACAAGCUCACCGCAGAGCACGCGGCCGAGCUCUUCGCCAUCAACACCGCCCCCCUCCCCGCCAUCCGCGCGCCGCUGCCCCCGCGCAUCCGCUCCGCAGAUCCCGCCGCCGACGGCCGCGCUGCGGACGACUCGGACGCGCCCAUCUCUGACGCGGGAGGCAGCCGCCGCGCUCUCGCCGCCAUCCGCCCGUCCCAGUCGCUCGACUCGGCCGGCUCCGUUCUCUGCGAUGUCCUCGUCCGCUGAGCCGCGGGGGCGGUGUCGGCGGCGGCAGCGGUGUCGGCGACGGCGGCGGCGGUGGCGGUGUUUCCCCCGGCGGCGGCUAGUGGCGUGCGAUGCUGCUGUACCCUCUCCCCUCCCCGAUUCGAUGGGGCCCGUUUCUGUCGAACUUGCGACCCCCCCCUCUUUCCGGUUUUGGAGAGCGUUCUCGGGAGAGUUAGUUGACGCGCAGUGUCCGGUGCACUGUCUGUGGAAUGUCGUCACGCCCCGCAGCCAGGUCGCGGGGGUUGUGUUUUGUCAUACUUUUGUGCAUCGGUGCUCGCUCCUUCUCGUCCAAUAAAAUUACUCUGAUUCUAUU
Messenger RNA from Emiliania huxleyi CCMP1516, 1435 nucleotides. RefSeq lists its product as hypothetical. The record is from RefSeq and is a predicted model, not a curated record. The coding region runs from base 91 to 1104 and encodes 337 amino acids. The transcript is spliced from 9 exons. NCBI's taxonomy places the organism in Eukaryota, Haptophyta, Isochrysidales, Noelaerhabdaceae.